AUGGCUAACGACUAUGUUUCCUCUGUUCUGAAAUGUCUGCUUCUGUUUCUUCAACUUGUCUUCUUGAUUCAGAAUGCUGAUUCUGCCUCUAUCGUCAAGUAUCUUCCGGGUUUUGAUGGCCCUCUCCCCUUUGAGCUCGAAACCGGGUACAUUGGUAUUGGUGAAAAGGAGGAAGUGCAGUCGUUCUACUACUUUAUCAAGUCUGAGAGGAACCCUGAAGAAGACCCUGUUCUUCUCUGGCUAAGUGGUGGACCUGGCUGCUCUGCUAUCUCUGGUCUUCUACUGGAGAAUGGGCCUCUGGCUAUGAAGCUUGAUGUUUACAAUGGAACCGUCCCUCCAUUGGUCUCUACUACAUACUCAUGGACAAAGACUUCAAGCAUAUUAUACUUGGAUCAGCCUGUUGGAACUGGCUUCUCCUAUUCAAGAACCCAUCUUGUUAACAAACCCAGUGAUUCAGGAGAGGCCAAACGGAUCCAUGAGUUUCUUCAAAAGUGGCUAGGCAAGCAUCAAGAGUUUUCCUCCAACCCAUUCUACGCCGGAGGUGAUUCUUAUUCCGGUAAGAUUGUUCCGGCUCUCGUUCAAGAAAUCUCAAAAGGAAAUUACCAGUGUUGCAAUCCUCCGAUAAAUCUUCAGGGCUACGUGCUCGGUAACCCAGUAACAGAGCGUAAAAUUGAUGAUAACCAUCGUAUUCCGUAUGCUCAUGGUAUGGCGCUUAUCUCUGAUGAGCUCUACGAGUCGCUGAAAAGAAUAUGCAAAGGAGAAUAUACAUAUGUUGAUCCACUUAACACAAAAUGCUUGGAACUCAUUGACGAAUAUCAUAAGUGUAUAGAUGGAUUGAACCUAUAUAGUAUACUACAACCUUGGUGCAAAACUGAGAAUCCAGAUUGCUAUUAUUAUCGCUGUUUGUUAGUUACAUACUGGGCCAAUGACAAAACCGUUCGCAAAGCUCUUCAAAUCAAUGGGGAGAGUAUAGGGGAAUGGGUACGAUGUAGAUAUGGUAUUCCUUACACAUAUGACAUUAUAAGCAGCGUACCAUACCAUAAGAAUAACAGUAUCAAUGGAUAUCCUUCUCUCAUCUUCAGUGGUGAUCACGAUAUGGCAGUGCCUUACCUUGGAACCCAAGCUUGGAUAAGGUCUCUCAACUAUUCUAUUAUCGAUGACUGGAGGCCAUGGAUGAUCAACGAUCAAAUCGCUGGAUACACAAGGACUUAUGCAAAUAAAAUGACAUUUGCUACUGUCAAAGGAGGUGGGCACACGCCAGAGUACAAACCAGAUGAAAGCUCUAUCAUGUUCCAAAGGUGGAUUAAUGGCCAACCUCUAUAAAAGAGGAAAUUAAUUAUGAUUUUAAUAUUCUAUCAAAGCGUGUACAUAGUACAUACUCUUUAGUACACACAUUCUCCAAAUAUAUAAGAGCACUUGGCCUUUUAAGUGACUUGAAAUAAAACUCAUAAUUUGUUAAUUUACUUUGUAAACAACUACAUGAAUGUUGCCUUUCAAGAUUGCUACAUUUGCCUUA
This is a messenger RNA of Brassica oleracea var. oleracea, 1516 nucleotides long. RefSeq names its product serine carboxypeptidase-like 2. Gene Ontology annotation, biological process: secondary metabolic process; proteolysis. The transcript is spliced from 14 exons. The record is from RefSeq and is a predicted model, not a curated record. Lineage: Eukaryota; Viridiplantae; Streptophyta; Magnoliopsida; Brassicales; Brassicaceae. Gene Ontology annotation, molecular function: acyltransferase activity, transferring groups other than amino-acyl groups; serine-type carboxypeptidase activity. The coding region runs from base 1 to 1323 and encodes 440 amino acids.